AUGAUUCGCUUCCUGCUGCUACAGAACCGGGCGGGCAAGACACGGCUAGCAAAGUAUUAUGUGCCUGUCUCGGAUUCAGAAAAGCGUAAGCUGGAGUACGAUGUGCACAGACUGAUCGUGGUCAGGGACCCCAAGCACACAAACUUUGUCGAGUUCAAGACAUACAAGGUGGUUUACCGGCGAUACGCGGGACUCUUCUUCUCGAUAGGCGUCGACGCGAGCGACAACGAGCUGGUGACACUGGAGACGGUGCAUUUGUUUGUGGAGAUCCUGGACCACUUCUUUUCAAAUGUGUGCGAGCUGGACCUGGUGUUCAACUUCCACAAGGUGUACCUGAUUCUGGAUGAGCUCAUCAUGGCGGGGGAGAUGGAGGAGACCAGCAAGAAGGUCAUCCUGGAGCGGCUGGCUGAGCUGGAAAAGAUAGACACCUGA
Molecule: messenger RNA, 432 nt
Organism: Monoraphidium neglectum
Lineage: Eukaryota; Viridiplantae; Chlorophyta; Chlorophyceae; Sphaeropleales; Selenastraceae
Product: AP-2 complex subunit sigma-1
Exons: 5
Coding region: 1-432 (143 amino acids)
Biological process (GO): clathrin-dependent endocytosis; protein transport
Cellular component (GO): intracellular membrane-bounded organelle; AP-2 adaptor complex
Molecular function (GO): clathrin-cargo adaptor activity
Source: RefSeq, a predicted model, not a curated record